Molecule: messenger RNA, 4748 nt
Organism: Cuscuta europaea
Lineage: Eukaryota; Viridiplantae; Streptophyta; Magnoliopsida; Solanales; Convolvulaceae
Source: the annotation of a GenBank genome assembly
GAAAAAUUACAAUAAAAAAAGAAAGAGAAAAAAUGCGCGCGGUCUUCUUCUUCAAUUCUCAUUAGCGCUCUCUUCUGUGAAGUAUUGCGCAAUUUACGCUUCCAUCUCCUUGUGAUCUAAAAUGGAAGAAGAGCGUACAAAAAAUCCUUCCCAGUAUACGAUUCAAGUGGAGCUUCUCUGGAGAGUAGUUUCCCAACUAAUCAGAAGUCAAAAUGAAAAAGGCCUUCGAUCAAACUGUGAGGGAGAUAAAGCGGGAGGUUAACAAGAAAGUUCUUAAAGUCUCUUCAAUAGAACAGAAGGUGCUUGAUUCCACUACAAAUGAGCCAUGGGGUCCACAUGGAUCACUCCUAGCUGAUAUUGCACAGGCUACUAGAAACUACAAUGAUUAUCAAAUAAUUAUGGCUGUCAUUUGGAAGAGGAUCAAUGACACUGGGAAAAACUGGCGGCAUGUUUACAAGGCUCUAACUGUUCUAGAAUACUUGGUGGCACAUGGGUCAGAACGUGUCAUAGAUGAAAUCAGGGAACAUGCACAUCAGAUAAAUACGCUAUCCGAUUUUCAAUAUGUUGAUUCCAGUGGCAGAGAUCAGGGAAGCAAUGUUAGAAAGAAAUCUCAGUGUCUUGUAGUUUUAGUAAAUGACAAGGAAAGAAUGCAAGAAGUUCGUCAAAAGGCAUCUGCAAACCGAGACAAAUUCCGCAGCGUGUCAAUGGGUAGUGUGACUCAUCCCCGUUCGUAUUCAAGUAGAAGAGGAUACAAUGAAGGCCGUUAUAGUGGCCAUUAUGGAAGUCAAGAUGAUGAUCAAAUUGGUUAUUGGAGGGAAAGAGGAUGGAGCCACAGAGAAAGAUAUGACAGAAAUUAUGAUGAAGGCGACAGCAGUUAUGCAUACAGUGAUAGUGAUUAUUGUGGAAGUGGAACAAGCCAAAACAUAUAUGAGUAUAGUUAUGGCACAAGAAGUAGAAGCUUUGACAGAGAGAGAAAGAUUGCCUGUGACGGCAGUGGUCAACAUUCAUCAAGGUAAAUUUGAUAGAGGAGUAAUAUGCAAUUACCGCAAGAAGCCCGGACACUUGAUCAAAAAGAAAUACCUGAAUGUAGAAAAUUGCUAUUCAAAAAUCAAGGAAAUCAGCUUGCUCGUGUUGCUUCCGCUACCAAUUCCUCUGAUGGAUCAAUUGCUAUUUCUUCAGACUACUAUGCCAAAUUUAUUUGCUACCAAGAAUCACUAAAGCAUUCCUCUGUCCCUACUUCAGUAGUUUCUAAUUCAGGUAUUUCAAACACAUGUCUUGUUUCCUCAUCCUCGAAAUGGGUCAUUGACUCAGGUGCCACAGAUCAUAUGACCGGUAAUCCUAGUCUAUUCUCGUCAUUUCAUUCAUAUUAAUCUACUUCUAGUGUCACUUUAGCCGAUGGAUCUACCUCACCCGUUCUUGGAUCUGGUACUGUUGUUUCAACUUCUACAUUACCAUUAUCGCCUAUUUUGAGUCUUCCUAAUUUUGAAUUUAAUCUGCUUUCCAUCAGUAAAAUCACUCGUACUCUUAAUUGUUCUGUAAUAUUUUUUCCUGGAUAUUGUGUGUUUCAAGAUCUGUUAACGAAGCAGAUUAUUGGUAAAGGACAUGAGUCAGUUGGUCUUUAUAUUUUGGAUACAUCCAUCACAAAAGGUAUCUCUUGUCUUGGAGUUGGGACUUUGUUAGAUGCUCAUUACCGAUUAGCACAUCCAUCUCUCCCAUUAAUGAAGCAAAUAAAUCCCCAAUUUAAUAAGAUGACCUCUUUACAAUGUGAGUCAUGUCAAUUUGCGAAACACCAUCGUACUAGCUUAAGCCCGCGGGUUAAUAAACGAGCAAAUGCUCCAUUUGACCUUGUUCACUCUGAUGUUUGGGGUGCUUGCCCGGCUGUGUCUAAAGCUGGUUUUAAAUAUUUUGUUACCUUUGUUGAUGACUAUUCUCGUAUGACAUGGUUGUAUUUCAUGAAACGUCGAUCUGAGUUGUUCACUCAUUUUUCUUCCUUUUGUGCUGAAAUUAAAACUCAGUUUAACGUUCCUGUUCGGGUGUUAAGAGGAGACAAUGCCCAAGAAUAUCUAUCUGCUACAUUUAAGUCAUUUAUGCUUCAACAUGACAUUAUUCAUCAAACUUCAUGCGUUGUUAGAAACUGUAAGAGCUCUUCUAUUCCAAAUGAAUGUGCGUAAACAGUUUUGGACAUAUGCCAUGUUUACUGCAUGUUUUUUGAUAAAUCGAAUGCCAUCUGCUGUUUUGAAUAGUAAAGCUCCUUAUCACUGUCUAUUUCCAAACAAAGAGCUUUUUCCUAUCCCACCUAAAAUAUUUGGUUGCACUUGUUUUGUUAGAGAUGUUAAUCCUCAUCUUACAGAGUUAGAUCCCAAAUCAUUAAAAUGUAUUUUCUUGGGUUAUUCUCGAGUCCAAAAGGGGUAUAGAUGUUUUUGUCCGAGUACUGGUCGCUAUCUUGUUUAUAUUGAUGCAUCAUUUCAUGAAAAUACACCUUUUUCAUCAUCUAAGGCAGAUAUUCUUGAGAGUAAUGAUGAUAUUCUCAUUUACACGAUGACUAUUCCCGAGUCCACACUUUCGACAAAUAUUCCACAAGUUACUGUUCCUGACCCUAGGCCUCCCGUACAUUUGGUAUACACCCUUCGACACAAAGCAUCUGAUCACCCUCCACCGGCGAUACCUGUGAUUACUUAUCUUGAUACUAGUUCGACUCCGAUCUCAUGUCCUGAACCAGUACCUGCAUCUUCAGAUCUUGUCUCCACAUCAGAUCUUGACCUCCCAAUAGCACUACGUAAAGAGGAGGUGGUGCCAGAGCUGAGGACCACUCAGAAAAUGAAAGCAAUCAACGGCUUGAGAGGAAAUUUUCAGAACAAAACCUUGCUCCUCUGAGUACUGAGGAGGCUGUUGGUGCACCCACACAUAAUGCUGGAGACGUGGAAACUUCACCUGUGCCUGAUGCAAGUAAAGUUCAAGGCAUAGGUGCACCAGAAAACAAUGAGGCCGUUGGAUUGAGUGAGAUUGAUCCUCAUGCUUCCUUGCCAGCAGAAACAGCACAUGAUGCAACUAGUACUGCUGCUAACGCUGAAAUGGAUUUACUUGGCUCUCUAGUUGAAUCAUUCUCUUCCAACCCACUAGCCCUUGUACCAGCUGGAUCACUUACUACAGCUUCACAGGGCCUUGAGGAUCCCUUUGGUGGUGAACCCUUCAAAGCUAUCCCAUCUUCGAAUGGCAUAGCUGCUCAACCUCUUGAAUAUGUUCCUUCAUCAACUCAAAAUCUUGAUGUUCCUCAACCAGCAGCAUCUCAUAUCUCCAGCCAGGAUAUUGACAUAUUGGCUGAUAUUCUCCCACCAUCUAGGAGUGUCUCACAAAGUGAGCAACCAAUCCCGAAUUACCCAAUUGCAUUUCUACCUCAAUCUACUCAGCAAGCCCUGCAUAUACACUUUGUAUCUCAUCAAAGCGGUCCGACUGCUCAGCAUGGCCGGUUUCCAUCUCAAUCUGGUCAGGCAUCUUUGAUGACAGGUUUUGCUGCUCAACCUGGGCAACAGUUGUUACAGACAAGUUUUCAAACUACUCAUGUUGAUCCAGGAAUGUGGUUUUCUUCCCAAACCAACCACCAACCUCCAUCUUUGGUAGCUAUUCCAGCUCAAGCUGGUUUUGUUGGAGGUUAUGAUGCACCUGCCGGGCCUCCACACUCAUUUCCACACUCAAUGAGUAUACAAACUGGAGCAACAACUACAAAUGAUCAUUAUAAUAAUGCUCUGAGUUUUAUCUCACAUCAUCAUGGCGCCCAAGUGCCUUCAGAGAUGUCGGUUGCCCUUCAAUCACCAAAAAUUCAAACAGCAUUAACUGUCUCCCCUUUAGCCAUUCAGCAUCUUUCUCAGCCAGCCAAAGAAAAGCUUGAGAUAAAGUCAACCAUUUGGAGUGAUACACUCAACCGUGGACUGGUCAAUUUGAACAUUUCUGGGCCUAAAACAAAUCCAUUAGUCGACAUUGGGGUGGACUUUGAGGCAAUGAACCGCAAGGAAAAGCUAAAGGUUAAUCACACUAACACCACAAGGACACCAAGUGUUAUUACAAUGGGAAAAGCCAUGGGGUGUGGCUCUGGUAUGGGCCGUGCUGGUGUGGGCUCUCUUAGACCUCCACAAACAAUUCAGAUGGUAGGGGCUCAUACAGGAGCAGGAAUUUCCAUGGCAAGAGGCAACGGAGGACUAAACAACCAAACAAUGGGUAUAAGAAUGAGUAGGCCAUUGCAGCUGCAGCAGAUUCAACAACCUACUACAGGCUUUCCUCCGGGUCCAAACGUAGCUGGAAGAGGUUACUAUCCUCUGCCUGGAGCUAGGAAUUAUGGUCAGUUUGAUGGUGGAUACAGUUGAGGUCCAAUCAACCUUGGAUUAUGCAAAUGCUGUCAUGUUGUGGACUACCAGGAUCCGUUUGGAAGGUGGGAAAACACAAGAUAAACUGAUAAGGAAGAAAAGGAGAGGAAUAUUGGAGUGCAAAAUUUGGUGGAAAUAAAGAUAGGGUCAAACUUAAUAUUUUUUUUUCUCUCCAAGAACUCACUUGGUGUUUUAUCCUUUCGAUAGAGUAUGCAUACAAGUAAGAUUGUUAUUCAUUUAUUUACAGGUAUAUUGGGCUUUUUUUAAAUUCUAUUCAUUCCCUAUUUGAAGAGGUUAGUGAUAAUGACAGUAUAGAUUAUUCUCCAGCAACUUUUUUAUAUUUUUGUUCAAACUCAUUUUAUAUAUUAUUUGGGUGGGAAUGACUUUGCA